This is a messenger RNA of Porites evermanni, 1062 nucleotides long. Lineage: Eukaryota; Metazoa; Cnidaria; Anthozoa; Scleractinia; Poritidae. The record is from the annotation of a GenBank genome assembly.
AUGGCGAGGAAAGAACUCAAAUGGUACGAUAUUUUCUUUGCUCUUCUUGGAACCAUCUUAAGCUUUGCCGAUCCCAUCACCGAUAUUCUUACACUGGUGGAAUUUUACCACGCAGGUCAAGCGACAGGGUUCGUUUUGGGGCUCUGUUUCAUAAUUUUACCAUGUUUACUUUGUUUAUAUCUUAAAUGGCUUGACGUACGCAGUGCCAGUCUCGCGAAAAGGAUCGAAGCUAUACUUUUUUUUGGUCAUCCAUUCUUUCCAGCCUUGUUGAAUAUAGGAACGCUAAUUUCCUAUCUAAAGAAACUCUGGCGGAGCAAGCAAAUCCAACCUGUUCGUUCUGAAACCACUGACGAGGAAAAGGAACAUCUUGUUCUUCUGAAAACCAGUAAUUUUUUUCUUCUGUUUGAGGCCUUUUUUGAAUCAGCUCCUCAGUUUAUAAUUCAGCUGUACGUCGUGGUUGUUCAACAGGAAUCGGUGACGAUCGUUCAAAUAAUUUCCCUGCCUGUGUCUCUUCUUAGUUUGGCUCGUGCUGCAGUAAUGUUUGACGAGAUUCAUCAUUACGACGAUACGAGAAACGAUGAGAUGAAUUUGAAAAAUAAACUUCUACAUUUUGCGACGCAUGUGCUUGUUUUGGGCAGUCGACUCUCUGCAAUUGUUUUGUUCGCCGCAAGCUACAAUGGGUUUGUUGCGACUGUUUUGUUCAACCAUUUUAUCGUGAUAUUUAUAUGUGAUGCCCUUUGGCUUUGUUGCAGAGACGAGCAGGAUGUCAUGUUAAGAAUUCUAUCGAAUAGCCAUUUCUACUUCCACUGGCUACGAGAUGACACGUCAAUGAUAAUACUUGCUGCAUUAGCAGAAAACCGAAAAAGAGAGCUUAGCAAAAUGAUGGUGUUUUCUAAUGCGCUGUUUAUGGUAAAAAAACUUUUCCAUGAUCCUGUUGUAGUUAGGUCAGUUCUCUCACACCUGGUACUCCUUGCCAGUCACUAUUUGCGUCUGUUUCUUUACUGUUCUUGGAGCAACAAUGAGGCUUACCCACUUUUAUUUCUUAGAGAGGGUAUCCCAUAA